Molecule: messenger RNA, 1954 nt
Organism: Gadus morhua (Atlantic cod)
Lineage: Eukaryota; Metazoa; Chordata; Actinopteri; Gadiformes; Gadidae
Gene: asb10
Product: ankyrin repeat and SOCS box containing 10
Exons: 6
Coding region: 200-1600 (466 amino acids)
Biological process (GO): protein ubiquitination; positive regulation of protein catabolic process; intracellular signal transduction
Molecular function (GO): protein binding
Source: RefSeq, a predicted model, not a curated record
AACAACCCUGUUGGCUCAACCUCUGAGCAGCUGGCAACACGUAGGCUACGUGAACAUGUCAGCCUGACUGAGAACCUCGGACAGAAACACGCAGCGGUGGCGGGCAGCAGCAGCCUCGGAACGACUGCCGCAUAAGCGACGGGAUUCGAGUUCACGGCGUUUACCUCCCGACACGUUUCUCUCUCGAGCGAGACCCGACAUGUCGCAGAACAGCAGCUUCGUCUUCAGCAGCACGGCGCUGCGCUCGCUGCAGCUGGACGAGGACAUGCUGGAGCGACACAGACACCAGAGGAGGGCGGCCUCCAGCCAGCUCACCGGCUACAUGCUGAAGAAGGAGGCCCGGAGCCGGCAGCUGCUGGCGUCUGGGACCUCGGCGCCGCCCGCGGUGUGCAAGGACCUGGUCACCCAGAACGCCCUGUACACCGGAGACCUGGAGGCCCUCAGAGAGCUGUUUCCCAAGGACUCCAGGGCCAACUUCAUCAUCGAGCCCCGGGGCGGGGACAUGCGUUGGGUCGCCAGCGGGGAAGGGCUGUGGUCCCUAUCCUACGAGCAGGAGCUGACCACGCCUCUCCACAUCACGGCGUGUCGGGGCUUCGCCGACUGCCUUCGCCUCCUCCUCCAGCGGGGGGCCGACGUGGAGCUGGCUCCCGGCGGCAGCACGGCGCUGCACGAGGCCUGCGAGAGCUGCCAGCCCGAGUGCACCAAGCUGCUUCUGAGCCACGGGGCCAACGCCAACGCCGUCUCCGAGGACGGCCUCAUGCCCCUGCACGUCUGCACCCUGCCGGAGUCCCUCGAAUGUGCCCGGCAGCUCCUCCAGUACGGCGCCGCCAUCACGGCCCGCAGCGUGGACGAGGAGGACACGCCCCUCCACGUGGCGGCCCGGCACGGCCUCCCGGAGCACGCCGACCUCUACCUGCGCUACGGCGCGGCGGUGGACCGCCGCAACGAGGAGGAGCUCACGCCCCUCGGCGCGGCCUGCGCCCACCCCCACGAGGCCCACGAGCUGACCCGCUACCACCGGGUCUGCCAGCUGCUGCUGGCGGCCGGGGCCCGCGUGGGGCCCCUGGACCGCGACAAGCGCACGCCGCUGCACAUGGCGUGCAAGCAGGCCAACGCGGACGUGGUGGAGCUGCUGCUGGCCAACGGGGCGGGGGUGAACGACAUGGACUACGGCGGCGAGGCGCCCAUGCACAACAUCCUGAAGGUGGCGUGUUAUAAGACGGCGCACCAGCCGGAGAGGGUGGUGCAGUCGCUGCUCAACUACGGGUCCAUACGGGUGUGGCCCGGGGCCCUGCCCGUGGUGCUGAAGCACUGCUGCGGGUCUCCUCGUACCGUGGAGGUGCUGCUGAACGCCUACAGCCGGCUGAAGGUCACGGACGCCUGGGUGGAGGCCGUGCCCCUGGAGGUCUUGAAGGAUCACCGGGACUUCUAUGAGUCCCUGUUCUCCCUGGCCCGGACCCCCCGCUCCCUACAGCACCUGGCCCGCUGCAGGGUCCGGGUCUACCUGGAGGGGCGUCUGCUCAGGGUGGUCCCGAAGCUGCCCCUGCCCACCUUUAUCCAGAACUACCUGCUGCUGCACUUCACGGGCUUCGUCCAUUAGGCGUCGUGAUUGGACGCUUGAGAUCCGGAUUGAGUCUCACCACCAGAGGGCGCUGCAGACCUGGGACCGCAGCCUGGGAUCCUGACGCAGAUCUCCAUGGAGCCGCUAAGAUGUAGCUAGAUGAGCCGACUUUGGGAUGUACAGUUGUUGUAUUUUUAUACGUGUCAAAUGAAUCAUGACCAUAGGCAAUGUUGUUUGCCCACGUGGAUCGAGAUGAUAAAAUAUUUUUAUAAAUCCCACAUUUUGAAUUCCUUAAAUAUGCUACAGCCCAAGCCUAUAUAUUGUAGGUCACAGGCCUAACAUUUUUUGAAACUGGCGAAUUUUUGUCAAUAAAUUAAACUUUGCAUUGCUGUU